UAUGUUUGUUAUCACUUAUCAGAGACUGACUCAUGUUAACUAUCAGUAAUACAUGUGUAUAUAAAUAGCAAUGACAUUGUUCCAUCACAGAAGUUGCUAGCAUGGUUUUUUUGCUCUCAAGUGCAAGUGUACAAAUGGCAUAAAUCUGUUCAUCAAAAGAAAUGUACAACUCUGAUGUUAGAAACAGAAGAGCUGAACAUGUGCAGGACACAGUCAAGUCAGGUUUCUCAAAGCUAGAAAAUGUGAUGAGUGAUUCUGUGCUCCGGUUUCGUCUUAUGCCCUCCAGGGCAAAAGUCCUCGUGUUCCUCUCUGCUGUGUUGUCUUUGUUUCUUUACCUCUAUCUGGCCAAAUGGUUAUUCCAGGGAGAUCCUGAAACAAAUCUAGAAAGUUUACUUGACACUGAAAAGUGCCCAGCAUGUUAUGGUGGGUCUGCCUGUGGACUGUUCUAUUUCAACCAAAUAGAGUUCUCAGGCAUGUCCAAAUUUCGUGUCCUUGAUAUCUUAAAUGGAAAGAAUGUCCAUGCUGGCUACUUGAAGCAAGACCACAAGGAGAUUGUCUUGAAAAAGCUGGCCACUGAUACAGAACUUAAAGAAAUGGACAUUCGGCUUUGUAAAGAUGCCUUAAGACCAGAAAACUGUGACAUUGCUCGUGUCAUACAGAGAACAAACAUGGCCAUUCCCAUGAUGCAUGAGCCAAUCAAGCCAGAUGAUCUGAAGAAAACUGGUUCAUUUAUGUUCAAGUGUCCUAGUUACAGGCUUUUGGAUCUGGUUUGGUCCAAUUUUAAAGAAUACAAAAAGAAAGAUGAGAUGUUUCUGUCUGACAAAAUGCAGAUACUUUAUUCAGCUCUUGUGAAUCCUGAAGUUUUAAUGCUACAGACAUUCCCAAAAUCUGAAGGUUGGCCUUUUCCAGAAUACAUAGGCUCCUGUGGCAGGGUAGUUGUUGUGGAACAUGCUGGUAAACCUUUGUCUGAAUUUGUUUCUGCUUCCUUUCAUAUAAGAGCUGGCAUUGCUUAUGAACUGAUGAAAAUUGCUGAAAAAUUGACAACCAUGUCAGAUUUUGGUCUUUAUCUCACUGAUGUGAAUGGUGAAAAUUUUGCUGUGGAUCACAGUGGCAGAGUAACUGUGGUUGAUUUGGAAAACAUUGUAGUUGUUGACAAACUGGCAAUUCAAGCAAAGAAACCAAGAGGCUGGAAUGAUCCACUAGAGGCACCCUUCAGUGACUGUGAUGGCAAGAACUGCUUAAUUUUCAACACCGAUGACAUGUGUAAGCACGUCAACAGUGACCACAACUAUAAUGCCAUUUGCCGCAACAUUUUGUCUCACUAUGCCUCAGAACCUGGAAUGCCUCAGGGUUUCUUGCAUGACAUGCCAAUAGCUGCUGAAGACUUUUGGGAUUUACGCAAUUUACUUGAGGAAUGUGCACAUCCAAAACACAAAGAAGGCAGGUGGAAAGUAAAAGACAAAAUCAUUCAUGCACUUGAAGCUCUCAAAGAUGAAAAAACAGAGCACCUAGACACAAUGCGCAAGAACAGAGAUUCUUAGAAAAUCCUUUAUACAGCUAUCAUAUUGUAAAUAAGGAAAUCUUUUAUGUUGACUUUAAAAGGAAUGCUAAAAACUGAGUUGCAAAUGUUUAAUGUGUGAAUGUUUAAUGCUGUUUUAUGUUGCCAUAGAAAUACAAAAUUAUGACAUGAUUUUUAUGUGUUUAUUAAUUUUAAAUGUAAAAACAACUGUGUUUACUUAUCUCUUUAUUCAACACUUUUAUUCAUACAAUUAUAUAGAAUGCCUUCAGCAUAGAUUUAUGGUAGUCAUUUUGUCAAAAUAUUUUUUAACUUUAGCUUUUAACUUAAUUGAUAGCUGACAUUCGACCCUUGAUUGAGAGUUUCAAACUGACAGAUUAGCUGUUGUUUGUGUGUUUCUCACUCUAGUUUUGCAUCCCAUUCACACUGGAGUCCUCACACUACUAGUUUGUUGUAAUGUUUGACAGUUGGUUCAUAGACCUUUAAGGUAUGUAAUAUGUUCUAUUGACUGCUUAGUGUGGAAUAUAUUCUUGCCACUUCUUAGUGUGGAAUAUGUUCUUGCCACUUCUUAGUGUGGAAUAUGUUCUAGUGACUGCUUAGUGUGGAAUGUAUUAUUGCCACUUCUUAGUGUGGAAUAUGUUCUAGUGACUGCUUAGUGUGGAAUAUAUUCUUGCCACUUCUUAGUGUGGAAUAUGUUCUUGCCACGUCUUAGUCUGGAAUAUGUUCUAGUGACUGCUUAGUAUGGAAUGUAUUCUUGCCACUUCAUAGUGUGGAAUAUGUUCUUGCCACUUCUUAGUGAGGAAUAUGUUCUUGCCACGUCUUAGUCUGGAAUAUGUUCUAGUGACUGCUUAGUAUGGAAUGUAUUCUUGCCACUUCAUAGUGUGGAAUAUGUUCUUGCCACUUCUUAGUCUGGAAUAUGUUCUUGCCAAUUCUUAGUGUGGAAUAUGUUCUUCUUAGUGUGGAAUAUGUUCUAGUGACUGCUUAGUAUGGAAUGUAUUCUUGCCACUUCUUAGUGUGGAAUAUGUUCUUGCCACUUCUUAGUCUGGAAUAUGUUCUUGCCAAUUCUUAGUGUGGAAUAUGUUCUUCUUAGUGUGGAAUAUGUUCUAGUGACUGCUUAGUAUGGAAUGUAUUCUUGCCACUUCUUAGUGUGGAAUAUGUUCUAGUGACUGCUUAGUAUGGAAUGUAUUCUUGCCACUUCUUGGUGUGUAAUAUGUUCUUGUGACUGCUAAGUGUGGAAUAUGUUCUAGUGACUGCUUAGUAUGGAAUGUAUUCUUGCCACUUCUUAGUGUGUAAUAUGUUCUUGUGACUGCUAAGUGUGGAAUAUGUUAUAGUGACUGCUUAGUAUGGAAUGUAUUCUUGCCACUUCUUAGUGUGUAAUAUGUUCUUGUGACUGCUAAGUGUGGAAUAUGUUCUAGUGACUGCUUAGUAUGGAAUGUAUUCUUGCCACUUCAUAGUGUGGAAUAUGUUCUUGCCACUUCAUAGUGUGGAAUAUGUUCUUGCCACUUCAUAGUGUGGAAUAUGUUCUUACAACUGCUUAUUUUAGAAUAUAUCUGAACAUGUAAAGAAACACAAUCAUGUAUUUUUAUUUUAAAAUAUUUUAACUAGAAUUAAAAAAAAACAUAAUUAAGAUAAUUUAUUAAUUUUUCUAUACUUGUUUUGCUAGAGAUAGUUACUAGAAAUAAAAAUAUACAGAUAUAUUAUAAUUAUUUUAUA
This is a messenger RNA of Biomphalaria glabrata, 3229 nucleotides long. Its product is annotated as divergent protein kinase domain 2A-like. NCBI's taxonomy places the organism in Eukaryota, Metazoa, Mollusca, Gastropoda, Planorbidae. The record is from RefSeq and is a predicted model, not a curated record. The transcript has 6 exons. The coding region runs from base 162 to 1541 and encodes 459 amino acids.